Messenger RNA from Elgaria multicarinata webbii, 1753 nucleotides. It is a transcript of the gene SUSD5, whose product is annotated as sushi domain containing 5. The transcript is spliced from 5 exons. Bases 16 to 1635 code for a protein of 539 amino acids. Gene Ontology annotation, biological process: cell adhesion; Notch signaling pathway. Gene Ontology annotation, molecular function: hyaluronic acid binding. The record is from RefSeq and is a predicted model, not a curated record. Lineage: Eukaryota; Metazoa; Chordata; Lepidosauria; Squamata; Anguidae.
CCCAAGCUCAGUGCCAUGGCUCCAGCUUCUAAGAAGUGGCCCGUCACCUUCGUCCAGUGUGUGGGAUCUGCUUUCUUCCUGCUCCAGGUUGCCUCUGUCAAAGCUGACGGGAAAUUGUUUGCCCUUGGACCUAGGAAUGGCUCCCAGAAUCUGGACUUAGCAAUGGCUCAGCAGUCAUGCGCUGCAGGAGGAGCUCAUUUAGCCAGUGCAGAAGAACUGAGAAGAGCCAUAAGGGAUUGUUCCUUUGUCAUCUGCACCAGAGGCUGGCUAGCAGAUGGCUCAAUUGGGACAACUGUGUGUAAUAGGACAGGCAGCAGGCCACAGAGUGUGAAAGUGAUCGAUAUUCAGAUUGAAAUGGAUCCCUCACCGAGUGGCAGAUACGAUGCUCUUUGUGUGAAGGCUGAAGGUAAACCGUGUGGGGAUCCUCCCUCCUUCCCUCACACCGUUCUCCAUGGCCACACUGGGUUUGAAAUGGGAGAUGAGCUGCACUAUGUCUGUGCCCAGGGAUAUGUCAUGAGUAACAAAGACACUGCUUUCACUCUGCUCUGUCACACCUGUGGAGAAUGGUUUGGUCAAGUCCAGGCUUGUGUCAAAGAUGAAACUGAGGUACAUAUUGAUUAUGAAGAUAAUUUUCCUGAUGACCGAUCUAUGCCUACUGAAGAGCACGAUGCAAAAGAGACAGAGGAAAAGGAGCCAGAGAAAGCCACAGAUAAUGAGAAGACUCAGUUUGCUUAUGGUGACAACCACAUUGGUGUGAAAACUAUGUAUAAUGAACAAGGCAUCAAAAUGCUAUAUGAAGGUGAGGACUUCCCCAUGGGGCCUACCAUUGUGAACAAUGACACAAAAGCAGCAAAAAGUACAGACACUAAUACAGAUGAAUCCUGGCUAGAUGGUUACCCGGUUACUCAAGAAGCAGAGGAAGAGGAGGGGGAUAAAAUUGAUGGAUCCAUGGGGAUGGAAGAUGACAUUACAACUGACCAAUCAAAUUACGUUGGAGUGAGAAAAACAGGUGGCAGCAGCCUGGAAAAGGAUUUCAUACAGACUGGGGCAGCCCCACCACUGACAAAAGAUGAUGAGAUCAAAAGGACAUUAGUAACACUACUGCCAACAAGUGGAACAGAGAAUAUAAGCAUAAGCAAAGGGUCUGAUAAUGUCAUCAGUUAUGCCCCAACGACACCUAUGGUAUUUGUUACUCAGGAGUUGGCAUCAGUAACCACAGUCACUAACUUAAAUUUGGCUACACUGGAGACCUCAACAGUGCUCCAUCUUGUUGAUCACAUUCAAUUGCCAGAGGAAGAAGAAAUUAUGACUUCCCCGAUGCAGGCGGUUACUACUGUGCCUUCUCAAAAUUCUUUUACUGAUACAUCAGCAGAUGCUGAGAGAGAGACUCUUACCUAUGGACUAGGUGGAAAGCCUUUGACCACUUUUGAACCUUGUAUAGGGGGAAAUUGUUCCAGCCCAGACAAAGGCUCCAUGGUGGCCAUUGGGGUGACUCUUGUAUGCUUGCUUUCACUUGCUGCAAUCUUGGCAGUGUGGUGCUUCAAGAAACGGCAACACAAAACCUCCGUUUAUAAACUGAAUGGGAAAGAACAUACUAGGCACCAGCUGCAACAGAUUGAAAUGCAGAAAGUCUAAUCUAGCAGUUGACGCUAUUGGGAAGAAAUGAAAUAGAAGGAUAAAUGGAUACUAAUGUCCACUAGUUCAGUAAGUAACAACAGAAAACCUGUGUGAAAAUCAGCAGGACCUGCAACUA